Ruditapes philippinarum (Manila clam) is the source of this 3229-nucleotide messenger RNA. RefSeq lists its product as uncharacterized. Lineage: Eukaryota; Metazoa; Mollusca; Bivalvia; Venerida; Veneridae. The record is from RefSeq and is a predicted model, not a curated record. Gene Ontology annotation, molecular function: RNA binding. The coding region runs from base 33 to 3146 and encodes 1037 amino acids. The transcript is spliced from 28 exons.
UUCAUAGAGUAUUAGAUCAUAAACCAUUAACAAUGUUCGGCUUUGAAGUGGAUGUAGAUACUUUCGUUCCAGGUAUGGCAUCGGUUUUAGAGCCACUGGACAUUCCUCGUAUAAGAAUUUCUGGAUUAAAGGAAAACACAAAUAAGGAGAUGCUGGCAAUGUACUUUGAACUUGAAUACGGAAAUGGCGAGGGGAAAGUGAAAAAUAUUGACAUUGAUAAGAAAAGAAAAUUUGCUAUUAUUGAAUUUGAGGAGAAAGCAGGUGCUGAGGCGUUUUUGCUGAGAAAUCCGAAAUCUAUAUUGGGUAUGGAUGUCACGGUAGAAGUCAUCGAGACAGCAUCUGAUAAGAGUCGUACUAAAUCAACAAGAAUAAAAAUUACUGGCUUAGCGGAAAACCACAAUAAGGAGAUGCUUGAGAUGUUUUUUAAGACUGAAGAAAGAAAGGGUGGCGGAAAAGUAAACAAUAUAUUUAUUGAUGGAAAGAAUAGAUGUGCUCUAAUUGAAUUUGAAGACGAAACAGGUGUUGAAUGGAUUAUGAAUAAGGCACCGAUUUCAAUAUUCGGGGUGGAAGUAGGAAUAGAAACACUAGAUGAUCUUGACGAGCCUAAAAAGAUACAAAUCACCAACUUGCCGGUCAGUAUAAAUAAAGAGAUGUUAAAAAUGUUCUUCGAUAGUAAAACAGAAUUCGGAGGAAAAAUCAUUGACAUCAGCAUUAAAUCUGAAGAGAAUAUAGUCAUUGUUGAGUUUGGUGAUUCUACAGCUGUUUAUAGAAUAAUGGAAGAACGACCAUUGACAAUUCUCGGAUUUAAUGUUGAUGUAGAUGUAUUUGCUGUUCAUAGAGUAUUAGAUCAGAAACCAUUAACAAUUUUCGGCUUGGAAGUGGAUGUAGAUACUUUCGUUCCAGGUAUGGCAUCGGUUUUAGAGCCACUGGACAUUCCUCGUAUAAGAAUUUCUGGAUUAAAGGAAAACACAAAUAAGGAGAUGCUGGCAAUGUACUUUGAACUUGAAUACGGAAAUGGCGAGGGGAAAGUGAAAAAUAUUGACAUUGAUAAGAAAAGAAAAUUUGCUAUUAUUGAAUUUGAGGAGAAAGCAGGUGCUGAGGCGUUUCUGCUGAGAAAUCCGAAAUCUAUAUUGGGUAUGGAUGUCACGGUAGAGGUGAUUGAGACAACAUCUGAUAAGAGUCGUACUAAAUCAACAAGAAUAAAAAUUACUGGCUUAGCGGAAAACCACAAUAAGGAGAUGCUUGAGAUGUUUUUUAAGACUAAAGAAAGAAAGGGUGGCGGAAAAGUAAACAAUAUAUUUAUUGAUGGAAAGAAUAGAUGUGCUCUAAUUGAAUUUGAAGACGAAACAGGUGUUGAAUGGAUUAUGAAUAAGGCACCGAUUUCAAUAUUCGGGGUGGAAGUAGGAAUAGAAACACUAGAUGAUCUUGACGAGCCUAAAAAGAUACAAAUCACCAACUUGCCGGUCAGUAUAAAUAAAGAGAUGUUAAAAAUGUUCUUCGAUAAUAAAACAGAAUUCGGAGGAAAAAUCAUUGACAUCAGCAUUAAAUCUGAAGAGAAUAUAGUCAUUGUUGAGUUUGGUGAUUCUACAGCUGUUUAUAGAAUAAUGGAAGAACGACCAUUGACAAUUCUCGGAUUUAAUGUUGAUAUAGAUGUAUUUGAUGCGUCACAUGUUGUAGAAUCGCAGGAUAUACCGCGUAUAGGAAUUUUGGGAUUACAGGAAAACACAAAUAAUGAAAUGCUCGCAAUGUACUUUCAACAGGAAGAAAGAAAAGGCGGGGGAAAGGUGAAAAACAUUGAAAUAAAUCACAAGGGAAAGUUUGUUACGAUAGACUUUGAGGAGAAAGCGGGUGCUGAUGCGUUUCUGCUGAGAAAUCCGAAAUCUAUACUGGGUAUGGAUGUCACGGUAAAGGUCAUUGAAACAACAUCUGAUAGGAGUCGUACUAAAUCAACAAGAAUAAAAGUUUCUGGCUUAGAGGAAAACACCAAUAAGGAGAUGCUUGAAAUGUUUUUUAAGACCGAAGAAAGAAAGGGUGGUGGAAAAGUAAACAAUAUAUUUAUUGAUGGAAAGAAUAGAUGUGCUAUAAUUGAAUUUGAAGACGAAACAGGUGCUGAUCGGAUACUGAAUAAAACACCGACAUUGAUACUCGGGAAGGAAGUAGAAACAGAAAGAAUAGACGAUAUUGACCAGCCCAAAAAGAUACAAUUCACCAAAUUGCCAGUUUGUAUGACAGAAGGCAUGUUGAAAAAGUUUUUCGAAGAUAAAACAGAUUUUGGAGGAAACGUUAUAGACAUCAGCAUUACAUCUAAAGAGAAAAAAGCCAUCGUUGAGUUUGACAAUUCCACGGCUGUAUAUAGGAUAAUGGACGUCCAACCAUUGACAAUUCUUGGAUGUAAGGUUGAUGUAGAUAUCUUCGUUUCAGAUACAUCCACUGUUGUGAAACCGCGCAAUAUACAGCGUAUAAAAAUAUCCGGACAAAUGGAAAACACAAAUAAGGAGAUGGCUACAAUGUACUAUGAACAUGCAGAGAGAAAUUGUGGGCGAAUGACUAAACAUAAUGAAAUGGAUCAGAUAUUUCCUAUGAUUGAUUUUGAGGAGGAAGCGGGGGACAAGGUUACUUCACAAACUGAACAUGCUGAAAGUGGAAUACAAAGAGCAGCAUCUUUUCAAACAACAGAAACUGGACGUACAAGAUUUGGUGAAAAAGAACAUGAUUCUCCACAAGAAUACGGGGACAAGGUGACUUCACAAACUGAACAUGCUGAAAGUGGAAUACAAGCAGCAGCAUCUUUACAAACAACAGAAACUGGACGUACAAGAUUUGGUGAAAAAGUACAAGAUUCUCCACAAGAAUACGGAAUAUUCAAACAACUAAAAAAGCAUAUACAAGAUAACUUUUUAUCUUUUACCGGGAGCAAAAUCAAUUCAGAACGUGCAGGAAGAGGAAUACACGAGGCAGAAUCUUUACAAAGAACAGGCGAGAAAAUUAAUUCAGAACAUGCAGGAAGAGGAAUUCAAAAAGCAGAAUCUUCACAAACAACAGAAUCUGUUGUUGCUAACAAUGCUGAAAGUAAUCCUUUCGAAAGUGAUCUAAAAAGGCCGGAUUCUUCAAAGCCAAGAGGUAAUAAUAAUAAGCUUGUUUUGUAGAAAAUGUUGUAAAAAAAAACAAAUAACUUAAUGUCUAUCUUCGCCCACUUCAAACAAGUAUGAUGUUAUUACAGAAAGUCAUA